AUGGAAAAGUUUCACUCCAUUCAGGAGCAUCUCUACCAUUCUGACAACAGACAACUUCCCAUCGAAUACAUGGACGAUAUCCUUGAGCUACUCAAGUAUAUCAACAAUGAAAACCCAGAUUACCCAAACUCAGACCCUGACUUUAAGAAGUUCUUUUUUGGAUAGUUUCUAAGCGAGAUAUGCAAAGCUUUUGCUAAGUUUAGGGAAUUCAGAGACUAAGAAGAUGAUCAUUAAAGAGUUGUCUACGCAAUAGUCAUGGAACUCUGCGAUAUGUUUUCUAUUUAAAUAGAUAAAGACAACUUAGAAAUGUCAGAUGCAAUGAAGAAUCUUUUCGAUAUGACGAACAACAUUCACCUUCACUUGUUCCAAUCUGAGGAAAGUAUCACAGCUACAUCUGACCCUACAAUCAUUGACAAACUUUCCCUAGAAGAGAAAAACUGGAGACAGAGCCUUUAGAUUGGCUCAAAAGUCGAUGCCGUUAAGAUUGACUACGAAUUCAACCUGAAAAUGUGGGCAAAAGGCGAGAUCCAUUCUAUAGUAAAUGACAUCUUCCUUGUGGCCUUCGAAAACGACAUAAAGUCCCUGACUUCAAGGUUUCUGCCUUGGUACUCACCAGAAAUAGACAGAUACGAUACAAAAUCCUCGGGAGAUGAAUGGAGAGCUAGCCUUCAAAAAGGGGAUUUAGUCGAUGGAUACGACAGUACUAAAAAAUGGUAUCAGUCUCAAGUUCAAUACAGAGAGACCGUCAAAGAUGAAGACAGAGAAGUUCACAGACUUAGAAUAGGCUUUAGAAUUUAUCACCCUGAGGGUUCAAAGACUGAUGACGAUCAGAGAAAAUACUUUGGCUGGUCCGAGAAGUUCGAUGAGACGAUCCCAGCUUAUAGCCCAAGAAUUUAAAAAUUCUAAACAUUUGCAAAAGUUCCAGGGGACAAUCAGAAAAAUGUGAACAACAACUCCUAGUAUGAAGAAACUAUUGAUGACUAAAUGGAUCUACUGCUGUUUGGGAGGAUACCUGAAGAAGAACAAGUCUAUGCUGUUCUUAGAAGGAGAUGUAGAUCUUCACUUCUUGUGAAUUUCUUAAAUAGAUUCGGCUAGCUUGGCGGCUUCCAAAAGAUUCUCAAUAAAAUAGAAGAUGACUCUAAUGAAAAUCUCAGCCUUGACCUCAUUCAAAAUUACCUGGAAUGCCUUGUAAACUGUACUGGAAUGUUCAACAAAAUAUUCUUGGACAAAUUCUUGCCUAAACUUGAUGCAGCUGUGAGGAAAAGGCUUUUGAAUCUUUCACAAGCUCAGAUCAGAAACUUGAAAAAAGAUAAAAUUGAUAGCAUCAUAAGUUUCACCAUUGGUGGUCUCUAAAGUAGAAUGAAGACUUAUAAGCAGAGAGAGUAUGAAAAGAGCCUGCUCAGUCUUGAAGUUGGAUGCAUUUUCCUGGAGCAAAGCUUCUUGGAGAGAAGAAUCGACGGGGCCAAGAUGAUUUAAGAGGUUUGUAAAACCGCCAAUAUUAGUACUUUCACCUACAGUAUAGAUACGAUUCAAAACAAUCAAGAGAGAAUACAAGAUAGAAGUCUGAUCACAGAAGUUAUCUAGAGAAUAAAGCAAAGAAAGAGAACUGAGGAUCUACUGAAACUGCUUCUUAGUCAAAACUCACUUAAUCAAGAGGAACUUGAGUACAUUUGGAACUCAUUCAAAAUAGAUGAGGCAAUAAAGAUUGAACUUUUCAGAGUCUUCAAUGAGCUUUCAACAAGACUCAAAAUCAAUGAAGUCACAUUCAUAAUCACACAGAUAGAUCAAAUACCACUUCAAAAGUUGAUGAUGGAAGAGCUUGAACUUGUGCAUGAAUUGGCUAAGAGGACUCGAGGCUCAGAUACUCAAUAUGGUGUUUAAGCCAUUGAACUGUUCUGGAAGAUUAUAACAUCAAAUUUGGAGACUCUUGACAAGUAAAUCAUGAUUUAUGCAGCUAACUCUAUAAAUGAUAUCCUUAAGAAUUGGGAAAAUGCACAAAAGUUACCUUAUAUCAUAAGAGUCAUAGAGAAUAUUAAAAAUACUUUGAUAAUCAAAAGCUAUCCAGAAGAUGACCCAGAUGAUAUAUUCUCUGUUGAAAAUGGCAAAACUGACCAUUUAAUACCUCAGUAUUUCAAAAGCAGAAUGGACUUUAUUGAUUGGCUAGAGGAUGAUCACAAGCUAAUGUAGCUCUUCUUUGACAACUUCACUCAUUAUCUCUUUAAAGCUAGAAGAGGUUAUAGGAGUAAGAUGGAUAAUGAUCAAAACUUUGAUAAAAAGCCUAUCUUUGAUCAGACACUUGCAGAGGUGUUUAUCCAUUCAGAGUAAUUAAGCCAGAGAAUGGAAUUCUUGAGUUAUGUGAUCACACAUUCAAACAUAUACCUAGAAAAGGAAUAGCUUGGUAUACUUUGGGACGAGUUGGUGGUUCAUUCACUAACUAAUUAAGACUCAGAUAUGAUCUACAAAUGGCUUCAAGGAAUCUGUAAAAGUUAAUAUGAAGGAAUAUAGGUUGUUGAGAUAGAAAGUCUGAUUCAAUUUUUUAAAGAAAAAAUAGCUAACCAAGAGAGAACUUUCUAGCAUCUAACCUAUGAGGGAUUUAACUGUAUUUAAUCCUUCUUCGUUCUAAUAAACGAGCAAUCUAACAAAAUCAUUAGAACAUAGCUACUUUAAAGACAAAAAUCUACUAAAUUUACUUCUUACAGUAACGUGAGUGGCUAGGAAUUCAAGUCUUAUUCUUUUAACUAGAACAAGCAGACUUAGUUGGUGGACGAUGAUGAGCUAGACUUUCAAAUCCUGGUAAGACCUUCAGAGAUUGAGAGUAUUGAAGCAAUUUGGAAAGUUGCUGUAGAAGCCUCGGAUCCAACUGUUGUUGAAAAAUCUAUACAACUACUAAUAAAGCUUUACACUAAUGUAUCUUUCUUAUUGGUCGACUUACUGCCCUAAUUCGAUGAUGAAUUCCUAAGCAAAGUAGUGAUGAACAUCAACAGAUAUAGAGAGAUUAUUGCCAAUAGAGAUACUGCACCAAAAGAUGAAUACGAAAGAGUUGAAACUCCAUUGAAUCAAUUUUCGUCUAUUACGACUUCAAGCAUACAAAGAAUUCUUCCUCAAGAAGAAAAGAGGAUUCUCAGAUAUCUAAACCUCUUAAAAGACUAUAUAAGAUACUCUGAGUCAAUGGGCACUCUUGGAGUAUAGUCUCAUUAAAGUCUUUAAAAAGGCAGAAUUCUGAAUGCUGUUCAAGUUUCAAGCAACCUUGGCUAUAAUAAAGAAAGCAAGAAAUUCGAGCUAAGUGUUCAGAGUAAUAUGACUCUUUGGGAUUUUAGAGCUAUGGUUGGUAAACUAAAUCCAAUGUAUAGACUUGAUCAAAUAAGAGACACUGAUGGAAAUGUUUAACAGGAACAGAUAAUAUUCCCAUCGGGAGUCAGCAUUUACAGAUAUACAGGCGUUACUCUUUUGAAAGAUAUUGAUAACGGAAAGACUCUUCAUGAACUUAAAUUCAAAAACAAUGAGCAAUUAAAUGCUUUCUAAAACUCAGGAUACCUUAGCAAGGCAAUUUCUCUUUUAAAUGAAGAUAAAUCUGACUUCAAUGAAAAUACUAAGAAAGUAUUUGCCAGUAUUUUCUACUAGUACUCAAUAGAAGAUGAAGACUAGCCAGGCAAAAGAGUAAUGACCCCAGCUACUUGUGCUACUUUUACUAAGGCAUGCACCUUCGAGGAGCAUGUCACAGAAGAUGAUUAAAGAGUAAAAGGCCUGUUCGAUAUUUACGAUCUUGAUAUGGAUGGAAAGAUCACUUUUGAAGAAUUCCUUUUGUUUUACAAAAACUGCACCAUUGAUAAGGAAUAUGUUGUUAGAGAAAACCUCUAUGCAUUCAGAUAUACUUCUGAUUUGCUUCCAUUUAGAAAAGACGAGCUAAAUGCCACCUAUUUGACUCAGCAAAGACUAACAAUGGAAGAUAUGCCCAGAUACAGAUUAGCCAGAAAUGAUUAUUACUUCUCAUCACUGUUCAAAUUGCUAGAAAGCUAAAAUGAGAUUGCUACAAGUGCUUGGCAUCUGAUUAAGCAAUUGAGCACUAAACCUGAUCUCAUGUAAAAAAUUGAAAUGCUGAAUUAGAGGUCUGAUUUCAAAUGGGAGGAGAUAUUUGAUUAAAGCAAUAUCUACAAGAUGCUAUAUGUGCUUCAAAUAAUUGAAUCUCUCCUUGAAGAUAGCUCAGUCCUAGAUCUUAAUCAGUAGGAGGCAAGAGUCACAAAAAGUGACUGGAUUGAGAGGUUCCUCACUCUUGGGGGUUUCCAUGAAAUCCUCAAUAUGUUUGAAGCCUCACUCAAGCUACUACAGCAAAAACCAAUGGAUUUACUCUCUAAAUUUGAAAAGAGUUUCCUUGAGUAUAUGCUAAAGCUAAUCAGAAUAUUCAUCUUGUCUGCAUUCUCAGCUAAUGAUGCUAGCGUCUUUGACAUCAUUAAUCUUGUCAAGAAGUCUAGUUAAAUUGAUAAAGUAGAUGAAACCAAAAAGGAGGAGAAGUAAGAGAAACUUGAGGAUAAGAAAGAUUAGGAAGUUGAGGCAAACAAUGGAUAGUAAGAAGAUAUUUACACUACUCCCUCGAAAAAGAAUUAGCAAAAUGCCCCUGAGGUUAACACCUUCAAACAAAUAAACAUUGAUGAUAUUGAGAUUACUGAGGAAUUCUUGUUUGGAAAUGAUGGCACCAGCAAAAAUGAUGACAAAAAGAAUGCAACAGCCACACUGACUGAUAAAGAUAAAAAUUAAUCCUCAGCUUAAUAGUAAUAACUAGAAGAUGAUAAUGAGAGAUUUUCUGAACUCGCCAGAAUUAUGAGAGAAACUGGGCUAGGUGAAACCAUCUUAGAAAACAUCAACUUUAAAGAUCUAUAGAAUGAGAUUCUAGACGUAAUUUGCUUAAUUCUAGGAAAGAAAGAAAUAUCUAAUGAUGAUUUCUUGAUCAUGGAGAAUGUUCUGAGUCUUUGGCUAGCUAUCAUUGUUAAAAAUGAGGAUUUAAUAGAGGAGUUCUAUAAAUAUGAGAGGUCUGAGGAAAAAGCAGGUCCCUAUGGAAUACGCGAUGCAAAUGAGCUUGUCAUAAAUGGACUCUACACCUAUAAAAGUCCAAGAGUCAGAGAGGAAUUCUCUAAUGCUUUAUUCUGUGCUGCAUAAAAGGUGAAGAAGAACAAUGGCAGACUGAUCCUGAUUUACUUACUUGAACUUUUGCAUAAGAACUUCCCAAGAGAAGAUCAAUACUAUGCAACCAGAGAAUGCAAGCAGUUCUUUGACUUAUUCAUAGCCCUUGUUGAUGAGUAUGUUGUUUAUUAAUAACUCCCAAUCGAUAAGAAAGCAUUGCCUGAAUUCGAACUCUUAAAUGAACUUGACCCAUUCGAACUAUUGACAACAUCUAUCCAGAAAAUGUAAAAGCACUAGUCAAAGGAGAAGAAAGGUUCCUUGAUGGAGGAUAAAACUCUGAUUGGAUAUUUUAACUUAAUUGAAAAGUUACUUAGCUAUUUAAUGACUCUAAACAGGACUCAGCUUCAAGAUGUCAUUUCAGAGACAAAUUUGAUCCACGAGUUGUUUUAUGAGAAUCUAUUCUUUGAUCCAUAUUCAUUACUUAAGAUUGACAACAAAUCUAAAACUAAGGAAUCAAGGGCUGCUUGCUAUAGUCUUUUGCAAAAAGUAUUAGAAUGUCUGGCACCAAAAGAGCUAGCAGAUUUCAUGUAGAAUGACCUCUGGAAUGUCAUUAAAGAUUGGAAAAAGCCUAAGACUUGGAAAUACAUUCCAAGUGAAAACUAAAAGUAGUCAUAGUUCGUUGGAAUUACAAAUCUUGGAAAUAUUUGCUAUAUGAUAGCAAUGCUUCAAUAAUUCUUUAUGGUUCCUCAAUUCAGAUAUUAGCUUCUGAGAGCAGAAGAUGAUAGUCAACCUGAUAUGGUGACAUAUAAAGGAAUGGAAGUAGAUGACAACUUGCUAAGAUAGUUACAGAGACUAUUUGGCCACCUUGAGAUGUCUGAAAAGUAAGAAUUUAAUCCAGCUGAGUUUUGCUUUGCUUUCAAGGACUACGAGGGUAACCCCACAAACACUGCGAUUUAAUCAGACACUUAAGAGUUUCUAAAUAUCUUCUUCGAUAGACUUGAAAAUAUACUCAAGCCGACUUCGCAAAGAAAUCUACUGUAGAGUGUAUUUGGUGGUAAUUUCUGCAAUCAGCUAGUUUGCUAGUCAUGCCAUACUGUUAAGAACCUCAAAGAGAACUUCUACAACAUCAGUGUGCCAGUCAAAGAUAGAAAAAGUCUUGAGCAAAGUCUAUAGAAAUUGAUUGAGGGCUCAAUAAUUAACGAUUACAGGUGUGAUUCCUGUAAUCAAAAAGUAGAUGUUUUUAAGAGAUAGCUAAUCGCUGAAACCCCUAAUGUGCUGAUUGUUCAUCUUUAGAGAUUGGUGUUCAAUUUCGAUACAUUCUAAAAUGACAAGAUUAACUCAAGAUUUGAGUUCCCUAACAUCUUGAAUCUUAAAAACUACUCAUUCAAAGAUGCUAUGACUGAAGAAGGAAAGUACUAAGAAAAUGUUGAGGACGAAUACGUAAAGAGCUUAAUGGAGAUGAAGGAUCCUGAAUUCGUAUAUAAACUUGUAGGAGUUAUUAUUCACAGAGGUACUGGGCAGCAUGGUCAUUACUGGUCAUUGAUCAAUACGAAAAGAGGAAAGGAAGAAUCAGAUGAGACAAAGCCAGAGUGGGCAACUCCUGAAAGAGACUAAUGGAAAGAGUUCAACGACGAAAGUGUGAAGUUCUUCUCAUUUGCAGACUUGAAGACUGAAGCAUUUGGAGGCAAUCAAGAGACUGACUUUGUUAAUGACGAUGAAAUGAGUUCUUAUUUGAUGAAUUUCGGCGGAGGCUCAUCAUAUGGAAAGAAUGCAUAUAUGCUAGUUUAUGAAAGGCAACAAAAGAGAGAUCUAAUUGCAGUCUCCUCUGUAGAGAAAGAACAAAUGCCGUAAACAGAGGUUACUAGUGAGACUCUGGAAUGCGCUGAUACCGCAAAUUCUAGAGUUGAGGAAGAUAAGAUUGAAGUAAAAAUCCCUUAUCGCAAAGUAGAUUCCUACGUGCCUGAAUGGAUAAAGAGUGAAGUAAACUAUGAUAAUGUGAUAUUCUUGAUGGAUAGAUAUAUCUAUAAUGAGUCUUUCUUCAAUCUGCUUCGCUUUAUCUUCAAGCAUAUUGCUAAUAAAAUAGUGCUAUCCUAGCAUCAAUACAAGUUAGACUACUUGCCUAACUUUACAAGGCUGAAGAACAUCACUAUGAGGAUAGCUCACAAGUCUUUAUUCGAGUUUCUAGCUUACUACUAUUACAAUACUUAGCUGAGUGAUAUCACAACAAGUCUUCAAAGCAUAGUCUAAUUCUUAGAUUCUGGAUUUUCACUUAGCAGGAACUAAGAUUCCUUCUUACUUAAAUUCCUUAAGAAGGCCUUAGUUAAAGAUAACUGCGAGUAAUUCUACAAAGUAAUGUUUGAAUGCACUGAUAAAACUUCAAGGUAUUACUUGGGCAAAUUCAUUGCCUACUUAAUGAACAAAAUAUAUCAAAUUUAUGAUGAGGCUGAAAAUAAAGAAGCUGAAAGUUUAGUCAAACUUAAAGCACAAGCUGAUACUCUGUUGCUGAGCUUUAUCCUGAAGUUAGGAGAUAAUUAAAGCUAUCAAAACUGGUCGAGGCUAGAACAAUUCAUGAAGAUGUUAUUUGAUAUUGCGAAUGGCGGAAAGACCUAGGCUCAUAAGUUCUUAAGCCUACUUGAUGUUAUUCCACAUCUGAUGGAGUUCAUGCUUGGAAACAGAAGCCCAAUGGUCAAAAGAGGCAGUCAAAAGAAGUCACUUGCAGGCGAAGAGCCAUAUUUUGAGCCAAUAGUUCAACUUAUUUGCUUGCUGACAAGAUAUUGCAUGACAAGGCAAAUGAUUGAUAAUGAGAUGUUUUGGAAUGACUUAGAUAACCCAGUUCCCUCAACCUUGAUUGGCUACGAACUGUCAAAAAGAGGGGAUCAGACUACAUUUGAACUCAGCACCCAGACUAUUUACUACUUGGAUCAAUCCAUAUUUACAGACUAUAUUCAAUAUAUGGGCUUCGACACUGAAACAGUUGGAAUGUUCCUAGCUCAUCUGAGUUACAAAAACCUGCCAGCAACCAGAAGCAUCUGUGAGAGCCAGCUUAAAGGUAUUGCUAAGAAUGAUUUCGACAGAGUCAAGAACUAUCUCGAUGCAGUUACCAAGAUUGUGCUUGUUAAGGAUGAGCACUAAUCUACCAAGCUUGAGUGGAUAUUCGGAAUAGCUCAGCCUAUAUCAUACGAAAUUAUUAUGUCAGAUGAAGACAAGUUGAAUGAACCUAAGACUCGUCUCGGUGUGAAGGUGCUCUUCUCCCAGAAUGAUGAGGUGUUCACUUACAAGAGCUACCUGGCAACGCAGGAGAAUAUAGACUCACUUCUGCACCUGCUCUGGAGAUACAAGGGAAGAAUGGAUUCGUACACUGUUUCCUGUCUUCUCUCCCUACUAAAUAUCAUUGCAUCUGAUGACUUUGUGGCAGAGUAUUUCUCAAAUAUCCCAGGCCCUACUUAUCAAUAUGCUAGAUAUACUGAUUGGAUUAAGCCUUACUUAAAUGAGCAAUUAGUUGAUGCAAGAAAAGGUUAUGCAGGAAGUUUCUCGGCUUAAAAGGAAGAAAGCGCAGUGUCUGCUUUGUCUCUUUAUGAAAAAUAUGAGAAGUAUUUGGAGAAAAAAGACGGAAAGUCUCACAACUUAGAUUUACAAGUAGUUCCAGAGACCAUUAAUAACUCUCCUCUUAAAUCGAACUAGAAUUUCAUAGAAUCGAAUGAAGCCCAGAAUACAGUGGACUCGGUUGAGAUUGUGGAGGAAAACGUCAGAAAUCUGAUUAAUUCAAUUGUGGAUGGCACUCCUGGUAAAGUAUACACCCAAGCAUCUGACUAUAAUAAACAGUAAAAGGUCAUUCCAUGCCGUCCAUAGCAAUACUUGAUAGUAGAUGUGCUGACAGAGUAUGUUGCAGAUGAGGUCGAGCAGAAUGGAAUCAGGAUGACCAAGAUUGAGAUGGAUUGCUAAUACACAAUCAGCCAGCCUACUGGUAGAAACAAUCUCAGCAUGCCUAAGAAUCUGUUCAUCAAGGCUAAGAAGAACAACAACAACAAUAAUAACAUGACUUCUUAUCACAAGAACAAAGAGUAGGAACUGUAAGCGAAGUGCAUAAACAACUACUUCUAGUCAUCUACAUUCGCAAACAAAAACAAGAAGGAGGAUGGCACUGAUAAUAUCGGAGUCUAAGAAAGCAUGAUUGGAGCGAAGGUCAUCGCUGAUGAUGAUAAGCAAUGGAAAAAGGUCAAUAAUAUGGAUGUAAGUGACAUUGAUGAUGAGGAUACAGGCUAUUCCCAGGAUCAAGAAGAUGGAGCAACAGUCUAUCAAAGGAAGGAAGCAGAAAAUAACGCUUAUUCAGCUUAAAAGGAUUCUGAGUAAAUGGAAAAGGAGGAGCCAAAGAGACAGAAUAGUGGCAUUGACGACCAAUUGUACGAAACCUACGACAUGAACUUAGACAACAACGAUGGAAAGAAUAGAUAUGAUGAUGAGGAGGUAGAGCGCAAUUAGAGCUAUCAGCAAAAGCAGGUGCAGUAUAACAUCAAAGUAGUACCUUCAGAUGAUUUUGGAAAUAACGAAGAUAUCAAGAUAGAGGGAGAGGUUGAAUACAAUUAGAUUGGAAAUCAAGAAUAUGAAAACCAGAAUGAAUAUCAAGAUGAUUAGCAGGCACUGCCAGAGUCAAAUCCCUAGAUGCCAGAGCUAAUUGAAGAAAUCAAGUGGCCUAACGAACUCAAAUAUAGUCAAGCAUUAGUGUAGAAGUACGUUGCUCACAACUUGGAACGAUUCCCAGUGAAACUGAUAUUCUUCUUUUUAGAGGAUAUUGUCUUAGAAGAUGAAUUUGAGUAUCCCAGAUUCAACUACCCUAAGGGACAAUUAGAGGUCAUAUUAAGUCCUCAAUAAAGCAAAACACUGCUCAUUCUAUAGCAGAUAGAUCCUACCAAUAUCAACGCUCAAGAAAAAUCAUUUAGGUAUUCUGUUGUUCAGCUUGAUUCUAACUUCAAUGAAUAUAUUGACCUUGGAAUUAACAAGCAGUAGAACAGUGAAUAGUAGUAAUAGGAGCAGCCAACUUCAUAGCCAUUGCAGGUAAUUGAGGAAUCAGAUGACGUCAACAAUGAGAACAUGUAUUCUAAGUUGAAUGUUUCCGACUCAAAUAUCAAUGAUGGCAAUGACCAAGCUGUUGGUGGUAGCGAUAAUUUCGGUAUAGACGGUUUAGAUGAAGGAGCUAUGAAGGAUUGCCCUGCUUGUACCUACCUUUAGAGUGCUACUAACAUUGUCUGCGAGAUUUGUGAAACUCAGUUAUGA
Molecule: messenger RNA, 10386 nt
Organism: Stylonychia lemnae
Lineage: Eukaryota; Ciliophora; Spirotrichea; Sporadotrichida; Oxytrichidae
Source: the annotation of a GenBank genome assembly